Messenger RNA from Drosophila rhopaloa, 13039 nucleotides. RefSeq lists its product as uncharacterized. The transcript is spliced from 10 exons. Gene Ontology annotation, biological process: regulation of transcription by RNA polymerase II. NCBI's taxonomy places the organism in Eukaryota, Metazoa, Arthropoda, Insecta, Diptera, Drosophilidae. The coding region runs from base 1448 to 12202 and encodes 3584 amino acids. The record is from RefSeq and is a predicted model, not a curated record.
AAAUAAAAGAGCUAAAGAAAAUACAAAAAUUAUAAAAAUUGCGUCGUGAUUUUUUUUCUCGCUCUCUCUCGCUCUCGCACUCCCUAUUCUGACUCGCUUGCUCUCUCAUUAAAGUGGAAAAAUUUCUAAAUGUCUUUGUGUGUGUGUGUUCUAAUUUUUUUUAAUACAUUUAAAAAAAGAAGUCGCCCGCACACACACACACAGAUCACAUAUAUAGAAAGAAUUUGUUAAACAACAACAACAACCGACAAAAAAAUCCAAUUUUUUUGGGCCCGACAACGCCCUGUGCUAAAAGAAAAAAUUUAUACAGUUAUUCGCUAUUAUGCCCGCCCCUUCGCAAAAAAAAAGAAAUAUAUAUGUAUUUAAAUUAUAUGCAUACAAAGUUUACUUUUUUUUUCUUGUUACUGGAAUGAGAAAAAUCAAUAGAAAAUAAGAUAUCGCGCUAUUUGUGCCGCACGACAAAAAAAAUGAAAUUCAAUUUAAAGUAAAGUUGAAACUAAUAUUCAUGGAUUCUCACGGAUUUUUUCAUCUCGGAUUUAGCCAUCAUCCAUCGUCCAUAGGGUCGAAUCGGACGGCGGUCGGACGGACGGAUGGAUGAUAAAACGAAGUAAACUUCUUUUGUUUUUCCCUCUUUUUUUUCGGUGUGUGUUUCUUGUGAUAGAGCGAAAGAAAGGAGGCGAGUGUGCGAGCGAGAGUGGGCUAGAGGACUGAAUAAGUGUGCAAAAGCUGUUAAUUAAUGGAAAAGUUCGUUUCGUUUGCGUUGUCGUGUUUUUCGGUUCGGUUCGUUUAGAGGAUUACAAAAAAAAUUAAUAAUAAUAAAAAAAUAAAGAAAAUGAAAUACAAGAUAUAAUAUGGCCACACACACAUCAUACCGAUUUACUUUUUUAAAGUGUUAAAUUGCUAAAGCAAUUCACAACAAUUAUUUUUUGAAUGUUUUUUUUUUGCGUAAAGUGAAGUGAUGCAUUUAAAAUAAAAUUACAAAAGAAAUUAUAUAAGAAACGGAAAAUAAUUUUUAGUGCUAAAAUCCCUUCUUUAUCAUUAUUUCAGAGCAGUGCAUAUGUGUAAAUAGAAAAGAAUAUCAAGAGAUAAAAUUAUAUAUAUAUAAAUAAUUGAUUCAAUGUGCAAAGAAAAAAGUGCGGCCAAAAAAAAUGCAAUCGCAUUAAGGCAACUGUUGUUGCCCAGUUGCAGCAACAACAGCAACCCGAAAAGCAACUAAAGUAGUUAAACUUAAAAAGAAAUAAAUAAAGGGAAAUUAAAACAAAAAAAUACAAGUGUUAACAUUAAAGCGAUAUUUUUUUGUGGGGCACUUCCGAGAGAAUGUCGCAGUGCAAUAAUGUUGCAACUGUCGGCAGCAGCAACAGCAACAGCAACACGUUAACAACACCUAACAAAUCAAUCAAUUCUGCGGCCAACAACAAGUGUUUAAGCCAAAAGAGUUCGGCAUGAAAUGGAAGCAGCUAUACGCUCCACUUCAGUGCAGGUCGGUGCUCCGCCGCCCACAAACAACAACAACAACAGCACCAGCAACAGCAGCAGCAGCAACAACAACAACACACCCAACAGUGCGCAGCAGCAGCAGCAGCAACAUCAGCAGCAGCAACACCAUCAGCAGCAGCAGCAGCAGCAUCACCAGCAGCAACGUGUUGUUGCCAGCAGCAACCAGCAACAGCAACAGCUGCAGCAGCAACAGCAGCAGCAGCAGCAGCAUGAUAAUGGACCAACGUCCCAUCAUUUGCAUCAAUCAUCUAUCAGCAUCUCUAAUCAGCAGAAUAAAGCAUCGCAACAGCAACAGCAGCAACACCAAAAGCAGCAACAGCAACAGGCUGCCAAUAUGUCCGCUUAUCAGCAACGCCUGCCAUCAAAUGCAGCAUCGCUUCACAGGUCGUACAGGUCCCUCGAGUUGCCGCAGUAUGCCAAGCAGCUACAGCAGCAGCACCAGUCGCACCACCAGCAGCAGCAGCAGCAGGACCAGCGCACCACUCUGCAUCCGCAGAUCCACCAUCACCACCAACAGCAGCAGCAGCAGCAGAUGCAACAGCAGCAACAACAGCAGCAGCAGCAGCAACAGCAGCAAUCCUCGAGAGCGGCGGCCAGUCCUUUGUCACCACCUCGUCCUGGAAAUCCUGGUAGCGGCAACAGCAGUGGCGGUAGCAACAGCAGUAGUGCCGCAGCGGCAGCAGCAGCAGCGGCAGCGGCGGCGGCGGCCGUCAACACCGGUUACCCGCCACCGCCCCCGCAGCAUCGUUUUAUCCAGAACACGGGCUACAGCAUUGGCUCGGCGCCCACCUACCGCGAGAAUCCCUACUCGCGUCACACCCAAAUUCAGCAGCAGCAGCAGCAACAGCAGCAGGCAGCAGUUUCAAUGCCCGAAUAUCAGAGAGCUCGAGCGGCAGCGGUUUCGGCGGGAAAGGGCAGCCAAAGUUCCAACAGCAGCGGUGGAGAAGGAAGAGUGGGAGGAGGUGGAGGAGGAGGAGGAAGUGCCGGUGGAUCAGCUCCACCCGGCGGCGGUGUCGUCCAGGUGUCGCAAUCCGGCGGAGUUCUGGUCAUGGAGGCUAUGCCCCAUUAUGCCAGCCAACCAAAUAGUAAUCCCUCCCAGCAGCAACAGCAGCAGCAGCAGCAACAACAAGGCGGUCCCAGUGCUGCAGGAGCAACAUCUGCUGCUGGCGGCGGCGGUGGCAGCAUAAUGGUCGGAAAUCGCAUCCUGAUGCCCCAUCCACAGGCUCUCCAAUACACCAGUGAGUACCUGACCAAUGCCACAGCGGUGGCCGUUGCUGCGGUCAACCAGCGACAGCAAUUGCAGCUCCAGCAGCAGCAGCAACAGCAACAGCAGCAGCAGCAGCAACAGCAGCAACAGCAGCAGCAGCAGCAACAUCCGCCCGAGCCAUUUGGCGGCCAGCAGCCGUACAAGAAGCAACGGCUGAGCGAUGCCAAUGCCAGCAACAUGAAUCACCUGCCACCUCACCCGCAGCAACAGCAGCAGCAGCAACAUCAGGCACACCAGCAACACCAGCGAUCCUCGCCAGCCCAAGUGCAACAGCAACAGCAGCAGCAGCAGAUGAACAGCAGUCGGCAGAGUCACAAUGACAUGUGCCGACAAGUGGUCACCACGCCAAUGGGCAUGCAACUCAAGGUGGAGACGCUGCCGCAGCAACAGCAGCAACAGAUGCAGCAACAGCAACAUGCCUCACAAUCCCAGAACCGAUCCCAACCAGCGGUAAGCAGCAUGCCCUCUGGAGUGAGUUUGUCUGUUGGCACUGUCACCGUUUCCACGGCGGGAUCGACAGCCAGUCACAGCGGCAGCAGCAAUGUUGCCGCUGGAACGGGCUCGGGAAAUAUGGGAUCUGCCAGCACAGAGGCCUACCAUCCUCAGGUGGAGGCCAUCUCGCCCACGUUGCCCAGCGAUAGUUCGAUCGAGGAACGUGGAAGGACCAGCGCCAAGGAGGACCUGCUUAUGCAGAUCCAAAAGGUGGACAAUGAGAUCAAGUCCGCUGAGACGACGAUGGAAACGCUGCGCAAGAAGGAGAAGUCGCUGAUGGAGGAGGCCGCCGUGGCCAAGGAGCAGAAGGCGGCCAAGGAGAUGAACGACAACAACAACGAUCAGGAGGAGGAGGAGGUGGUGGAGCUGGCCUGGCGCAGUCAAAUGCUGGCCAAAAAGAUCUACGCGGCCAAUCGGAAGACGGCCCAUGCGCAACAUUCCAUGCUGCAGGGUGCAGCAGCCGAGGAAUCCUCUGCGGGAUCCGUAGCCGGCCGACCCUGGCUGCCACUGUAUAACCAGCCCCUCGAUGUGGAGGCCCUGACCCUGCUGAUACGCCAGCAUCAGAGUCAGGUGCGGGCCCCAUUGCUACUGCACAUUCGGAAACUGAAGGCCGAGCGCUGGUUGCACAAUCAGGGUAUGGUCGAGAAGUACACCAAGGAGCAGGCGGAUUGGCAGCGGCGAUGCGAACGAAUGGAGGGCAGUGCGAAGAGAAAAGCACGCGAGGCCAAGAAUCGUGAGUUCUUCGAGAAGGUCUUCACGGAGCUGAGGAAACAGCGCGAGGAUAAGGAGCGCUUCAAUCGCGUUGGCUCGCGUAUUAAAUCCGAAGCGGAUCUGGAGGAGAUCAUGGAUGGACUGCAGGAGCAGGCACUCGAGGAUAAGAAGAUGCGAUCCUAUGCGGUUAUACCGCCUCUGAUGCACGAUGCCCGCCAGAGGCGAUGCGCGUAUCACAACGAAAAUGGACGCAUCGAGGAUAUGGUGGCGGUGCAUCAGCAGCGUAAGGCACUCAACAUGUGGACCGCCGGCGAGAAGGAGACGUUCAAGGAGAAGUAUUUGCAACAUCCGAAGAACUUUGGGGCCAUAGCGGCCAGUUUGGAUCGCAAAUCGCCUCAGGACUGCGUUCGCUACUACUACCUCAGCAAGAAGACCGAGAAUUACAAGCAGCUACUACGGAAAUCCCGCCAGCGGACGCGCAGUUCGCGCAAUCCUGCAAAGGCACCGGCCCCCCAGCCGCAGUGCAUCAUCGAUUCGAUGACGACGGGCGUAAUGACGCGCCUGCAGCGUGAGCAGCAGCAAAAGUCCGGCAAUCGUUCGUCCGCCGUUGCCGAACGUGAACGGGCGGAACGUGCGGCCGAGCGAGAACGUGUGGCGGAGAAAGCUGCGGCGGAUGCGGCCAAAGCGGCUGAAAGUGCCGCCGAGAAGGCGAGUGCGGCCACAAAAGCCGUCGAGGCGACGGCCGCCGGUGAGAAGGUGGCCAAAGCGGCUGCAGCAGCUGCGGCGGCAGCAGCCACAACAGCAACAACAACAACAGGGGCAAGUCCAGCGACAUCAGCAGCGGAUAAGGCGGAAGCAGCAGCAGCAGGCAAGACGGCAAAUGUCAGCGAAAAGAAUGCGGCGACAGCCGGUGGUGGAGCCACAACAGCAGGAACACCGGCAGCAGCAACACCAGCAGCAGCAACAGCACCACCAGAGAUCUCAGCGGGCGGCGGCGAGGCGAAGAGCAAAACCGCCGACGAGGAGGCGGCAGCAACAGCCGGAGCAGCCACCGUGGCCACAGCCGGCACACCGGCAACUGGAGCAAGUGCUGCCAGUGCGGGCGAGGCAACAACGGCAACGGGAGCCACGGCGACGGCGGCCGCAAAGGGAGCUGGCAAACCAGAAACUGCGACCGAGCCAGCGGGAACUGCUGCCAAAGGAGCGGAUUCCCGGGCGGACACCAACGAUCCGCUGGCCAAAACUGGUACCAAAGCUAUCAAUGCUGAGGGCUAUAAUGCCAAUGGUGGAAGCACCACCAGCAAUGCCACAGCCGCCGCUGCAGCGCCACAGGGCGUAACCUUGAAUGGCUUUAAGCCGGGCUACCAGACCGUGGUCAUGGCCAAUGCGAAGGCGACUCCGGGGAGCGAUGAAUCUGCGUCCGGCGGAGCAGCACCUGGAUCUGGAGCAGUGACGAAUGCGGCGGGGACGACGGGUGGCGAUAAGAUCGUCAAGACAACGCCGUCAUCAAGGGCACCCAAUUCAACAUCUUCAACGGCAGCGGGUGAGAGUGGUGCUGGUGUGGCCACUUUCCCACAUACCGCCACCACAGCGGGCAACUAUCUUGGCCAGAAACUGAAGGCAGCCCAGGUCGAGGGAUUGGGAGCUGGCAAUGAUCUCCACUCGGAUGUUAGUGAAUCCAAGAGGAAGCGCUUCGAACUGAAUUCUGGUGAGGCGACAGGUAAUGCAACAUCGGCCAACAACAAUAGCAACACCAGCGGCAAUAGCAACAUCAACAUCAACAUCAGCAACAGCCACAACAUGAAGGCGAAUGCCAAGGAUAAUUCGAUGGCCAAGACAUCGCUGCCAUCGGGUUCGUCAGCUUCGGUGGUCACAUCCACGGCGGCAGCGUCCGCAUCAUCAUCAUCAUCCGGCUCCAUGCUGCUGAUCAGUGCCGCCUCCAUUAUGUCCACCGCAUCGGGAGCCACAUCCUCGAGCACGGCGACCACCACGGCAACGGCUCCGGCUUCGGCGAUCUCUAUGUCCCAACUGGCGGACGGGAGUGCCAACUCGAUGGUCAACGCCUCCGACAUCCUCGUCCACGAUGGCAAAGAUAAACUGGCCAGCUGCUUUGUGUGCAAGGCGGAGGCGUGUCCACGGACCCGGCCUCUAAAGAAGGGGCGUGGCCAGCAGUACGGCAUUCCCGACGAGACGAUUCCGGCGGGGGCGCGUGUCUGCAAUAGCUGUCAAUGCAAAUCGGUGCGCAGCCGGUAUCCCAACUGUCCGCUGCCCACAUGUCCGAAUCCCAAGGAUCGGGCCCAGCGCCUGCGGAACAUUCCCUCCCGACUCUUCGAAUUGGCGCCGGAGGUGCGCGAUCCGGUGAUGGCCGAAUUCCAAAUACCGCCGCAUGCCACACGUUGCUGUUCGGCCUGCCUAAUGCGCAUCCGCCGCAAGCUGGAUCCGCAGCUGAAUCUCACGGACGGCUCCAGUGGCGGAGCGGGCAGCGGCAGUGGCGGCGACGAGACGGAUGUCAGCACCUCGUCGUGCGAUGAACGGGAGCCGGGUGGCUCGGAUACGGCAUCCGUGGAGAGUCCGGAGAAUCUGCAGCGGCACAAGUCCCUCACGCUGGUCAAGCAGCAGCAGCAACAACAGCAGCAGCAGCACCAACAGCAACUACAACUGCAUCAGCAACUGCAUCAGCAACAGCAGCAGCAGCAACAGCAGCACCAGCAGCAGCAGCAAUCAACGGGUCAGCUAUCGCAGCCCCAGCCACCGCCAGCUCCGCAACAGAAACCAUCGACUCCGCGAGGAGACAACACGCCACUGAUUAUCACACCCACCCGGAUGAGCAGCAAGGCGGGAUCGGCGGGAGUGGCACAGCCGCAGGCUGGUGACAAUGAUCGCCUGCUGCCUCCCGCCGCUGGACAAGCACCGAAGAAGCAGAAGACCAGCGAGGAGUAUGAUUCCUCGGCCACGGAAACGGCGGAUGAGGAGAACGAGAACUCGCCGGCCAAUCGCCAGAGUCCCAAGGUCCUGUUCCAUGGCCAUGGACAUGGGCAUGUGGGUCAUGCCAAUAAUGUGUCGGGUCUGCAGCCGCCGGUGGCCAAUAUGGUGGCGGGUGGUGGUGCUAGUGGAGUUGGAGGACCAGGAGGAGCACUACCCGGUCAGCAGGUCAACGGACCGAUUAGUAUGCGACGCGAGGCAGUCAACAAUGUCCAGGAUUGUGUGUUCUCGGUGAUUGAGCGUUCGCUGAAGAACAAGGGGGCGCAACUCAAAGGAGGCCAGGGUCAGCAGCAGGGUCAGGGACAGAAUCAGGGGCAGACCCAAGGACAAAGCCAAUCCCCAUCCCAACAACAACAGCAACAGCAGCAGCAACAACAACAACAACAACAACAACAGCAAUCCGCUAAUAAUCUGGAGCGCAAAGAGCUGACUAUUGUGAGAGAAUAUCGCCAGGAUCCGGGCAUUCUCAAGCAGCAGUCGGUCGGACAACAACAGCAGGGAGCACCGCCAUCCUCAGGAGCUGGCAGCUUGCCGCAUGGCACCUCCGUGCAGAAGCUACCAUCCCGGUCAUCUGUGGUGCCCCAACCGCCGCAGGCUCACCCAAUGCCACCCACCAGCUCAGGAAACACCGGCGGCAGUGGGAGCAACAAUGGAACUAGCGAUAGUCUGGCCACCUUGUCGGUGGUUAACUCUCACUUGGGCGUGGGCGUUGGUGUGGGCGUGGUGCCACUUGGCCAUCCCGGACUGAUGGCCCAUGCUGCAUCCGCUGGAGGAGUUGGUGUGGACAAGGCCACCAUUACACCAGUUGUGAAGAGCUCGAGCGGCUCGUCGAAGAGUGGUGGCGCGUCCACUCACUCAACGCCCACGCCGCCGGAGACCAUAAUCUACAAUGUGCCAGCGGCGCAUCCGCAACGCGGAAUUGCACCGCCGCCGCAGCAUUCGGUGCAUCCUGUCCAUCCGUCGCACGCCCAGCAUCCGGCCCAUCCGCAGCACCCGUCCCAUGGCCAGCAUCCGCAGCACUCGCAGCUGCAGGUUCCGGAACCCGAACCGCAGACCCUGGAUCUGAGCAUCAAGAAGACACCGCGCGAUGGCCAUUCGCCGCACACCGGCGGAGCCGGCGGAUCGGGUGGAUCGGGGGGAUCUGUUGGACCCUCGUCCUCGGAUCGUCACCAUAUCCCACAGCCACCGAGCAUGUCGAUGAAGCACAUGGUUCGCUCCACGAGCAUGUAUCGUGGCGAUACCGUGACCGUGCCUUCGCUGGCAGUGCCCAACUCGUAUCUGUAUCCCACGACGACGCACGGCGUCCUCAAGACGACCGGUGGCGUGGGCGUGGUGCCCGGCGUGCUGCCUGGCGUUCCUGGCGGUCCCCUUUAUCUGCAACCAGUCCCAGUGCCCGUGCCCAUUUCCAUCUCCGGGCAGGGACAGUUGCCGCCGAGAGCUGGACAACCGCCGCCAGCGCAGCCGCCAUCCGGCAGAGGAGUGGCCAAGGCGCCGCCCAAGCUGAGUCCCCAACAGGCCCAUCACCUGCAUCCCAGCCACGGACACUCGCCGUCGCAGCAACAGCAACAGCAGCAGCAACAACUGCAGCAGCAGCAACAGGCGUCCGCCCAGCAGCAAUUGCUGGUGAAGAGCGGCUCCAUCACACAUGGAACGCCGGCGAACAGUGCCCAACAGCAGAUAAUCGUGCAUGCAGCAGCGGCGGCCGCAGCUGCGGCUGCCUCAUCCUCCUCGCUCCUGAGUCCCAAGUUCGAGGGCCUGGUCAGGCAGACGACGCCCGAGGGUGUCGGUUCGGGAGCCGGCGGACCGGGCGGACCCGGUGGCAGUGGCAAGCACGGAUCGAUAACGCAGGGCACACCGCUGCACCUGCCGCCGCAUCAUUUGGAGAGCAAGCGGGCCUACGAGUUCUACAAGAGCUCCCAGCGGCACAGUCCCGCCCAGCAGCCGGGUGGCAAUCAGCAGUUGCCCCCGCCGCCCCAGCAAUCCUCACCCCAGGCGCCACCGCCCCAGGGUUAUGGCGUGGGCGUUGGUGUGGGUGUGGGCGUGGGCGUGGGCUCACCGUACGCCCGAUCCUCCUUUGGCGGUGUGGUGGAACAGACGCCGGUGCUGAGUACACGCCAGAUAGUGAUGCACGACUACAUCACCUCGCAGCAAAUGCAGGGGCAGCAGCAACAGCAGCAGCAGCAGCAACAGCGCAACAUGUCCCGCGGCAGCAGUGCCAGUGGCGGCGGCGGAGGAGGUGGCUCGGACAAGGAGUCACCAUCGCCGCGGAACAGUGUGGGCAGUGCCGGUGGAUUCGCCUACGGCGGGGAUAAGGAUCCGGCGCCCAGAGGUCGACAGGACUACUCCAGUCGCGCAUCGCCAGCGGAUCAUGCCAACAGCACCCCAAGUCCGCAUCGCACGCCGCCACCUCAGCGCCAGGGAGUAAUCCAGCGGCAUAACACUGGCUCCAAGCCACCAUCCCCGGCAGCUCCGCCACCGAGUCGGAUGCACAUAGCGCCACCGUAUCAAUAUGCACCAGCUGGUCACGAUGCCCUGGCCUCGUUUGUGGACGUGGCCGUGCAGCAGCCGCAGCUGCCGGUGCCCUCGCAGAAGGAUGACAAGUCGCCCGGUGCUGGACCGCCGCCGGGACAAGUACCCGGACCCGGAUCCGGACCACCACUUGGCCCCUCGUCCCUGCCGCCGCACGCUGUCGUGGGCGUGGCCCAGCCACCGCCGCCGACCGCUCACCACGAUCAGCGGUAUCGCGACAUGGCCCUGCACCACCAUCAUAACAUGGUGCAGCAGCAGUUGGUGCAGCAACAGCAUUACCGCAGCCUCAAUGUGGCGGCCCAGGUGGAUAUGCAGCGGCACAUGGAUCAGCAGAAGCGCGUGAUGCGGCAUCAGCAUCAGCAACAUCAGCAGCAGCAUCAGGCCCAGCAGCAGCACAACCUCGAGCGGGAUAGGGAGAUACUGCGCGAACGGGAUCGGGAGCGCGAGAGGGAACGCGAGCGAGAGCGUGAGCGGGAGCGGGAUCGGGAUCGUGAGCAGCGGGAACGGGAACGAGAAAGGGAGCGAGAGCGCGAGCGGGAACGGGAACGCCGCGAACAGGACCGUGAGCGGCGGGUGGUGGUCGAGGAACGGGAGCGGGACAAUCGACGCAUGGAGCGCAUGUUCGCCGGCGGUGUGGUCACCGCGGCAGGCGGCGCUGGUGGCGGCGGCCCUUCUCCCAGCCACUUUUUACGAACUCCGGUGCCAGAGACUGGUCCACCACGCUCGAUUCCAGAUCGCGAACGAGACCCGUACUAUCGUCCGGCACAUGGUGGCCCCGCGCCAGAGGAUGCGCCCGGACAACUGAGUGCCCAGAGUCUGAUCGAUGCCAUCAUCAAGCAUGAGAUCAGCCGCACCAACGAAUCCACCGCAGGUCCGGGUCGCGAGUUUCCGCGUCCGACCUUCGGCCACGCCCCGCCGCCGCCACGCGGAUCGGGAUCUGGGGGCGGUGGCGGCACCCGAUCCUCGCCAGCCAACGCGCUCCAUCCGAUGUACCUGCGCGACCAUCGCCAGCCGCACGAGGGUGGAGCGGUGUCGCUGCUUACGGUGGAGAACAAUGGCAAGCCCAGCUCGUCGGGUUCGCCCAGUGUGAUUAACAUUGAUUUGGAUCAGGAGCGGAUUUCGGCGGCAGCCGCUGUAGUUGCCCAACAGCAACAACAACAGCAGCAGCAACAGCAGCAAGCUCCGCCGCCCUCAUCCCAGUCGUCGCAGUCGAGAUCGGUGCAUGGUCAGCUGAGAACUCCAACCUCCCAGGCUGGCGGAUCAGCUCCCAGUCCCCAGCAGACUCACACCAAGAGCAUUACCUUUGGGGAACUAACUGACUCGAUAAUUACGAAUGAUUACGGUACGAAUCCCCAUCUGCGGCCCAGCGCACCCUUCAUGGCCUAUCUGCAGGAGGCGCAGUCCAUCUUGCCCCCGGAUCGCUGGAAGCAGAAUCGUCGACUGCAGCAGAAGGCCGAGGAGGCCAAGCAGCACCAUUCGCAGCAGCAACACCAGCAACAACACCAGCAGCAACAGCAACAACACCACGCCCAGCAACAGCAGCAACACCACGCCCAGCAGCAACAGCAGCAGCAGCAUCAUCCACAGAUGCCGGGCAGUGGCUCCGGCUCAGCUCCGGGUGUUGCUGGCCAGGGCGGCGCACCAGGCGGCCCCGGAGGCGGAGGCAGUGGCGGCGGCAGGGCCAACACCCCCGGCGAGGAUGGACGCAACAUAAUCCGUAUGCCGCAGGCGGUCAGUCCGCGCAAGUUCACCCACGAGAUGAUGCUGCACCAGGUGAUGGGAGCGGCGGCGGCGGGUGGUGAGCCGGGACAUUACUUCUUGCCAGCACCGGUGGGUCGCGUGGGUGUGACUUUGACGCCGGAACAGAGAGGAGCGCAUGGCGGAGGCAGUGGAGCUCCUGGCGCAGGUGGACCCGGAUCCGGAGGCGGUGCCACCACCAUUGACAACUAUGUAAAGAACCGCAUCGCCGAGGUGAUGCGCGAUGACAUCAGCUAUGUAAAGAACCGUACGGUGGAGGUGCGAUCGGAUGAUGAGGUGGCCGCCGAUCUGGUGGCCGCCCAUUCGCACGCCGCCGUGCAUGCCGCCCACGUGGCACACGUGGCCCAUGUCGCCGCCGCCUUGGAGCUGCAACACAGGAGCAAGGAGCCGCCGCCGCCGGAGAUCAGUGUGUCCCGCAAGACGCCCAACCAGUACGAGGUGGUGGAUUCCAGUGGACGGCGCUCGGCGGGCAGUGGCUCCGUUUCGGUGUCCGUCUCGGGGGCCAACAGUCACCACUCGCCGUAUCACCCACCGCCGGCGGCCUAUGCCCCCAGCACCUACGCCUUCCCCUAUAGCGCUCUGAACGUGCCCAGUGCCGCCGGUGGAUUGCCGCCGCCACAGCCGCUGCAGCUGGCCGCCCACCAGGCUGUGGCACCGCCCGGCCACCUGAGUGCCAAGGCCAAGGUGGCGCACGCCCUCAGCGAACUGGGAGGAGGCGUUGCCGGGGUGUCCAUGGUGGUCGGUGGCGGCGCAGUCGGAAUCGGUGGCGGACCUGGUGGUGUGCCGGGCGGAGGCGGUGGACCGGGUGGCGGCGGACCGGGAGGCGGUGGCGGCGGCGGUGGACACAACAGCGGUGUAUCGGCAGCAGCGGCUGCUGUGGCCGCUGCAGCUGCGGCCGCGGCGGCGGCCAGUGAACCGAAGCCACUGCUGUCGUCCAAGUACGACGCCCUCAGCGACGAAGAUUAGUUGUGACUGCCGGCGUCGUCCUCGGCGUCGGCGUCGCACCUGCGGCCAGCAGCAAUAGCAGUAGCAGCAACUCUACCGCCCGGCAGCAGCACGAGCGUGGUCUACGGCUAUCCUGGCUACCGGCGACACUCCCAGCAUCAACAGCAGCCACCACAUCCGCAUCUUGUCCAGCAGCAACAGUCGCCGCAUCGCCAGCAGCAGCUCUACCAGACCACGGUGCUGCCCCCUCCGUUGCAAUCCCAGCAGCAACUCCAGCAACAACAGCAGCAACUUCACCAGCAGCAGCAGCAGCAGAGGAGCCUCUACUAUGCCAGUGAGCAUUAUCCGGGAGGCAACGGGGGCAGUUCUGCCGGCGGCAAUCCGGGCUACUACUGACAGCAACACUAAUUGCAGCAGCAGCUGCAACAUCAGCAACAGCAACACUUAUUGCAGCAGCGUAUGUAGGUUAUCCCACUAAGCACACGCGAUUGAAACACCAAGUUGUUGGACAACAAGUCAAUAUAAGCAAACAAAAAAUGUCAAAGAAACAAAAACGAAAAAAAGGCUUUAACAGAAACCAACAUAAAAAGAGGAGGCGAAACCAGCAGGAAAUCGAAAGAGAGGAGAUAAUGUGAGACGGCAGGCAGACUUGACAACAACUAGUUACAGACAGUUGUGUUCAAUAAGAGCUUUUAAUACAUUUUCAAAAACAGUGCAAUUAAACUGAUGUGUCUGCAAGCGAUAGCAGAUUUAUUUAGAAAUGUUUCCUUUUAAACUAUGUCAAAGAAAUUAUUAUAAAAAAGAAUUUGGAAUUGUAAAUAAUGUAAGCGAAAGCUGAAUAAUAAGAUAAUUAACUCA